Messenger RNA from Candida albicans SC5314, 477 nucleotides. RefSeq lists its product as uncharacterized. The transcript has a single exon. The annotation marks the transcript as partial. The record is from RefSeq and is a predicted model, not a curated record. NCBI's taxonomy places the organism in Eukaryota, Fungi, Ascomycota, Pichiomycetes, Serinales, Debaryomycetaceae.
AUGACAUUGAACAAAACCUAUAAUGAUAAUGAUAGAUCCCAUUCUACAAUUAAUAUAAAGGACACUUUUGAAUCUGAUUUACACAAGAACAAUAACAAUAUUAGCAACGAUAGUAGUAGAAAAACGAUAUAUGAAUUAAUCUACAAUGAAUUAAAAACCAAAAAUGACAACAACGGGGCUGAAAAUGGUGGUACUGGUGAUGGGAAAUGUACCAACGGUAGUAAUAAUUUUGAUAUAAAUAAUGAAACAAUCAAAAUGAUUGAAAGUUUAUGUGAAUUAUUCCCAAUGUUUACAAUUGAUGAAUUACGAGAUCAUCCAACGAAUGUUGAUCAUUCACAAGAUUUAGUGACGGAAUUAUUUGAUGAAGCUACAGCAUUAAUUCAAUCUGAAACGGAAAAGGRAAARRAAAGAAAAAGAUUUACUUCUGCAACAAUCAAAACAAUACAUUACAAAWKKUUGGAACACCAAUAUAUCUGG